GAUAUUUACAGUACUGCAAGGUAUGAAGCUAUGAAUAAACUUAAAGCGGUAUAACAUCUAUAUAAUCAGAAAUUAGGCUUAAAAUUAUGUUUUAUCCUAAUUAAAGGUAAGGUUAAAAGCUAAUCAUUUUAUUUUAUUAAACAUAGGAUUAUUAUCUACAGUGCAUGCAUAAUUAUUAGGCAGUUAUUUUGUCUUUUUUUCUCCACCGGUGUUCAAUGGUCAUGCCUUAUCUUUGCAAUUUCUGUAUUGCAUUAGUUUUGAAUAUUUCUUCUUGACAUUUAAUAAUUUGUAACUUUUAAGUUUGAGUUAAAUAUCUUUUUUGGCUCAUUGUAUUUGUAAAGGCAAACGUGCCUAAUAAUUAUGCACACCUGAAUAUAAGAAGUUUUUCACUUUCAGUCUUCAUGGACAAUUAUAUAUCAAUUAUAAAUUAUUAAAUAUAAAAUUAACAGUAGUUAUAAGAUUGGUGUGCUUUGGAAUUGGUCAAGUGUGCUUGGGAAAAAAAUGACCAGAAUAUCAACUUGCCUAAUAAUUAUGCACGCACUGUGUAUGUUAUUUGCAUGUAGAAAGGAAGAAUUUAAUUAUCAGGUGAUGCUGCAAUUGGGAUGGCGUAACCCGAUACUACUUCGCAAUGCUUAUGUCAAGGGUACAGUACGGUUUCAGUUUAAACAUUGAGGAUCACUUGGUACCAUCUUCAUCACGAGUUCUUCUGGACAGUGAUCUUUUUAGGGUCAUUGGCCGAAUGAUUGGGUACUCGUUUAUUCAUGGAGGCCCACUGCUGACAGGGCUGAGCCCCUCUAUCAACAGUCUUCUACUAGGAAAUGACGAGCCAGCCACCAUUGACCUGAGAGACUGCCCAGACCAAGACAUCACAGAUAUCGUUUCUCUAGUUAGUUUAAUUGUACUUGAAGUUAUCAGCCGUUACUUUAAAUUACAAUUAUCACAAUUUAUGAAACUAUUUAAUAUAAGCUUUUUUUGUGUGUGUGUGUGUGUCUUUUUGUCCGAGCCAAGGGAUUUGACAGAUGUGGAGCAUUACCAAGUGAAUGAUAUUGCUUUAAGCUGGGAUUUACCACCAUUAACUACUGAAAACAGAAAGUGGCUUGCAGAAAAAAUUCUUCAACAUGCGGUUAUUGGUCGCAGAGAAAGGCAGAUAAAGCAACUCCAACGGGGUCUGAAGGACACUGGGGUCCUGCUUAUGUUAAAGGAACGCCCUUCUCUCAUCUCGGUGCUGUUCCCGAGAGCGGCUGACAAAAUCAUCCUGCCUGAAAUGGUUUUGGAAAGAGUGAUAUGGCCAAUGAUGCAGGAUGAGGAUGAAGAUGAGGAUGUUCACGAGGUUCCUCUGGAAUUGAAAUGCCAGAUGUCAUCGUACCUCAGGAAGUACAUUGAAAAUGGUGCAAAGAUGAGAAGGAACGACUUGCAGACGAUAGCGUUACUUCUGACAGGUGUUGUUUGCCUGGUCAUUAUCACGAACAAAAACGACUUUGAAAAUGACGUGACACUGAAGAGCAAAGACGUAUAUGAGAUGCUCCAUCAUCAAAACAAUUUGUCCAGCUUCAAAACUCUCCGGCCUUCGUCUUCACAUUGUCGUCGGAAUAUGUCUGCUUAUAAUGUGACUGGAUUUUCUAUUCUGCCAAAUCAUAUCAAAGACUUCCUGCUUUACCGACACUGUAGGAGUUUUCCCAUGCUUCUUGACGUGCCUAAUAAGUGUGGCGGACCCCAAAACUCUGCAGAUGUCUUCCUUCUGCUGGCCAUCAAGAGUUCUCCAGAGAAUUACGAUCGACGAGAAGUUCUGCGGAAAACAUGGGCUAAGGAUAGACUGCACAAAGGUGUGUGGAUCCGCAGAGUCUUCAUAACCGGAACGAGUAAAACUGGCUUUGAGAAGCGCAGGUUGAAUAAGCUAUUGAAGCUGGAGAACAGUGAGAACCAGGACAUUAUACAGUGGGACUUUGAUGAUUCUUUCUUCAACCUCACACUGAAGCAGAUUCUUUUCUUAGAGUGGAUGGAAAGAUGGUGCCCGCAUGUCAGAUUUCUUUUUAAUGGAGACGAUGAUGUCUUUGCGUCGUUUAACAUGGUCGAGUAUCUUCAAGGUCAGAAGGGCAAUGAUGGAAGUAAACAUCUCUUCACUGGGCACCUCAUCCAGAAUGUAGGCCCCAUCAGACAAAGUUCAAGCAAAUACUUUGUUCCGGUGCAAGUACAGAAGUCUGAAAAUUAUCCUCCGUACUGUGGUGGAGGAGGCUUUCUUCUGUCUGGCUUCACGGCCAAAACGAUCUACAACAUGUCUCACUCUAUAGAUCUGCUGCCCAUUGAUGAUGUUUACAUGGGAAUGUGUUUGGAAAAGGCUGGCCUCAAACCUACAUCCCACUUUGGCGUAAGGACCGCUGGUCUGCAUGUCCCCUCUGAGAACGUCGACAAAUUUCACCCUUGCUUUUACAGAGAAAUCAUUUUAGUCCACAGAUUUCUGCCGCAUAUGAUUUUUGUGAUGUGGAAUGAGAUACAAAACCCACAUUUACAAUGUGGAAGGACAAAUUCCAUGUUCAAAAACUGAACAGGGUGUGUGAUUACUUUUAAAGGGAAACAAUGACUUGUUGGAAUCAAUAUGAUUAAAGGGAUACUCCACCCCAAAAUGAAAAUUUUGUCAUUAAUCACUUGCCCCCAUGUCGUUUGCGCCUAACUGGUUUGGGGGGGGAAAUCACGCCUGUAUAAUGCAUAUUAAAGUUCAUAAGUACAGCGCUGCUUUGUUUACAGCGGAAACCAAGGAAACGCUUAAAGCGCCACCUGCUGGCAGAGAGUGAAUCUGUGUCUCAUUUAGCUCGUCUGCUGUUUCAUUUAAUGCAGAUAUUUUUUAUGUAUACAGUAGUUUCACAAAACUGAAGUCAGACCAUUCUGUUUUUGCUUCAAAUUUCAAAAUGAUACAAUAUUAUUUAGAUUAAAAACUGCUCAUGUUGUAUGUAUGCAACAUCUUUGUUUGGAUCAUGAUUAAAAUGCAGUGGUUGCCUCUAAUUUUAAAUGGAAAGAGCACAGACAAAGCCUUAUUUUGUUUAUAUGAAGAGAUUUAUUUUAUUUGUGUUGCUUAUUUAUUUGAUUUGGAGCUUGUUUUAAAAUUUCAAUUUAGUUUUGUUAUUUACAUUUACACUAUAUUUACAUUUUGUUAGCAGAGGCUUUUAUCCAAAGUGACUUACAAAUGAGCACAAUAGAAGCAAUCAAAACCAAUAAAAGAGCAAUAAUAUGCAAGUGCUAUAUUAGUAUAUUAUUAUAGUGUUUAUUUCAAUUUCACAAAGAAACGUGCUGCAUUUUGUCCAAGCAAUAAUAAAAGGACACAUUUAAUUUAGAAUUUGUCUUAAAUCUCAUUUUGUAAAAAAAAAAAAAAAAAAUCAUGAAUUGAAUCGAAUCGUGAGUGGAGUGAAUCGUUACAUCCCUAGCUGUUUCCGUUCAAAUCAAAGGGUAAAUAAACGUACAAUACGUAUACAUGCUUUACUGAUGACAGAGAAUAGCGUACGCACUUUGCGUCCAUCGGAUGCUCUCCAAAAUGGCGCUACGCUGACACAGAGAGACAGAGAGGAGACGAAUUGUUGAAUAAAUGUCAUUAUUUUUAUUUUCUUUGCAUACAAAAAGUAUUCUCGUUGCUUCAUAAAAUUCAGAUUGAACCACUGAUGGCAGAUGGACUAUUUUGGCGAUUUAUACUUUUCUGUGCCUUGACAGUGUUAUUUACUUGGCAGUCAAUGGGACAGUCACAAACCUCCCGGUUUUCAUCCAAAAUAUCUUAAAUUGUGUUCUGAGGACGAACUAAGCUUUUACGGGUUUGGAACGACAUGGGUGUAAGUGAUUAAUGACAAAAUUUUCAUUUUGGGGUGGAGUAUCCCUUUAUUUUAAAAUUAGCUCUACAAAAAUCCUUUUCUAAACAUGGUGGAAGUUCUAAAACAUGGUGUAGUUUUGCAAAAUCAUUGCCUUUUUAAAAUUAUGUGGUCUAUUGCACUUUAACUGAAAAGGGUGGUUGAAUCUUUUCUCACCAAUGGUAGUUAUAGUCAUUGUGAACUUUAUGCUUGUUUUUAAACAACCUUCUCAGUAUAUAGAUAUAGAAACAUCUAUAUUUCGCUUUUUAAAAUCUUAUUUUAUCAGGGGAAUUAAGUGCACUCUCAGAAAAAAAAGAUACAAAAGUUGUCACUGGGAUGGUACCUUUCCAGAAGGUAUACUUUUGUACCUUAUUUACCCCUAAAGAGUGGAUAUCAAGUGAAGUGAAGUGACAUCUGGCCAAGUAUAGUGACCCAUACUUGGAUUUGGUGCUCUUUAUUUAACCCAUCCAAGUGGUAUUGAGGUUGGAAGUGAGGACCUGCCGGACCUGAGACUCAAACUCACAACCUUCAGGUUACUCUAACCAUGAGUGAAAUCAUGAAUUCCCCACACCCCCUCCUCAGAAGAACACAAUUCUACAAAAGUUUAAUAUAAAUAUUAAUAUAACAUAAUAUAAGUGACUACUGUGAAAUUGAGACCAUUUUACCAAUCGCACGGAGACCUUUAGAAAGAUACCAAACAUGAAAGGGAAAAAACAACAUAUUCACAAGAUAUAACACAUGUGGCAUAUGGAUAUUCUUGCUUUUGGGGGAGAAGAGUGAGA
This is a messenger RNA of Onychostoma macrolepis, 4609 nucleotides long. Its product is annotated as N-acetyllactosaminide beta-1,3-N-acetylglucosaminyltransferase 3-like. The record is from RefSeq and is a predicted model, not a curated record. Gene Ontology annotation, molecular function: hexosyltransferase activity; ubiquitin-protein transferase activity. NCBI's taxonomy places the organism in Eukaryota, Metazoa, Chordata, Actinopteri, Cypriniformes, Cyprinidae. Gene Ontology annotation, cellular component: membrane.